AUGGCUCCCGGUGCCCUAGCCCGCCUCCUCCGCCUUGCGCCCACCCCUCGCCUCGCGCGCCCCUUCGCCGCAAAGGCCCGCGCGUCUCGUCGGCCGCAGGAACCGGAGCUUCCGUCGGAGGACGACAACGACUUCGCCGGCGGCGAGGUUGCCGCCCCCACCGAAGGCAUCGGCAGGCCGCUCGCCGAGGUGCUCAAGGAGCUCAGGAAGAGGGUUCCGGACUCCCUCGUGAAGACCCGCGUCGAGGAUAAUGGCUUCGCCAUCAAGUACAUCCCAUGGCACAUUGUGAACAAAAUUCUCAACAUACAUGCUCCAGAGUGGUCGGGUGAAGUCCGCAGCAUUGUUUACUCAUCUGAUGGGAAAUCAGUGUCUGUUGUCUAUCGAGUGACUCUUCAUGGGAUUGAUGCAGAGAUCUGUAGAGAGGCCACUGGAACUGCUUCUGUUGAUGAUACAAGCUAUGGUGAUCCUGUACAGAAGGCAGAAGCUAUGGCUUUUCGUCGUGCUUGUGCACGUCUUGGUCUUGGACUUCAUCUCUACCAUGAAGAUAUGUCAUUAGAUGACUAA
This is a messenger RNA of Miscanthus lutarioriparius, 564 nucleotides long. The record is from the annotation of a GenBank genome assembly. NCBI's taxonomy places the organism in Eukaryota, Viridiplantae, Streptophyta, Magnoliopsida, Poales, Poaceae.